GACGAAAGCGGCGAGCUUGCGACGAGCAACUAUGGCACAGGUCGGCCAGCAGCUAGCAACGGUACACCAACAACAGUUGUACGGAUUUACAGUGUGAAAAAUUUUAAUAUUAGGACUGUGGGGCUUUCAAAUCUUUACGGAUUCUCUCCGCUCGGUGUAUUGACCCGUCAGAGAUGAGCAGCGAAGAGGAAAGCUCGCUUGAUAUCGAGAUCGAAGCUCUGAAGGCCAUCUACAUCCACGAGCUUGAAGUCAGCUGUGACGAAAGCAAACAUUCGACAUGCGUGAAGGUGUCUCUGCAUCCGGCCACGGCCGACAACGCGGAGGAACAGUACGUUCGUCUCGAUCUAGUCCUGGUAAUACCACCUGAGUAUCCGGAUGUCUUGCCCGAGAUUACGAUCCGCAACCCCCGAGGUCUCUCCGACGAGAAGAUCGUGAAGAUUCAGGAAGAUUUGCAAGAUACGGCGCAAGAAAAUGUGGGGAGUCCAAUGUUGUAUCAAUUGAUCGAGGUGGCCAAAGAACACCUGACAGAGGAGAAUGUGCCAUGCUGCCAGUGCACCAUAUGCCUGUACGGCUUUGCCGAGGGCGACGUGUUCACCAAGACGCAGUGCUACCACUACUUCCACUCCCACUGCUUGGCACGCUACGUGCGCCACGCACUUGAGCAAAUCGCCCAGGAGGAAGCCGACAAGCUGAGCCCGACGAUGCCUUCGGCCAAUGCCGAUGAGGACACAGCGAAUACGAAGGUGGUGUGCCCCGUGUGCCGGCUUCCUCUGCCUCCCCUGCUGGGGCUGACCGAGGAAGAGCACCCGCCACCCAUGGAACAGCAGCGUCAGCCAGCCUUCUGCAUGACGCCCGAGCUGGAACAGCUGCAGCAGAGCAUGGCGCAGCUCUACAGUUCACCAGCAGCGCCAAGGGGGCAUCAUCAACGUGGACGCCGAGAAGAACAAGUUCCUCCUCGAGAUAUCUGCUGCUCCCGAGAGCAGCAAUGUGCCAGAAGCACCGAAACACCGUUUCGGAGCCUUCAAGCUGAGGAACUGGAGACCACCCACACGGCACACGGAAAGCGGAACGUUCGAGAAAGGCAACGACGCGCCUUUCCACAGGUCAACUGACAGGCAACAAAUGCAGCAGCAGCACGAACCACGAUUCCCGAAGCCUCCAAGAAACAGGCCGUCAAGGCCUACAAACAGGCAGCACGUGCUCAACGAUGGUUACGACGAACCUGUCGCAAACGGCUUCGUCGAACAUUCCGGCGAGAGUUCAUCAUCGUCCGGCGCGGAGAGGCUUCAGAGGUCGGAGACUGGACAGCAAAGGUCACGGAGGCCACGACCUCACCACGGUCGGGGUAGGGGAGGCGGACAGCGGCAACAGCAGAACUGGUACAGACCGCCACCGGAGCGCAAGGAGGAAGACUGCGAUGCACGUUCGCCCGAAACCUACCGCCAGGACUACGAUAGAAGCCGGGAAUCGAGCGUCUGCGAUGCGAAGAACUCAAUCAGAGAAGCCGUCAGAACAACUGUGCACACUGUGACGGACUCGAGCCCUUCAUGGAACACGCAUUCCGAUCGGGACUAUGGGGGCGACAGUCAUGCAGACGUACCUCCCAGUUCACCUGACGACGGCUACAGGUACGGCGACGCACCCGAGUCGCAGGGCAGGCACUACCGCGGUGGUCAAGGUCAUCGCCGGGGCAGGAGGGGAGGAGGCAGCGGCAACAGCCACCACAACAGCGCGCAGCAGGCGUUCAGGAAGAAGCAGCUGAAGUCGCAGAACAUGGCUCCCAGGAACCACGAGCCCCCCGGAAUUUGCACUCCCGUCGAGAACAGAUGACGAUGGAAGAAAUCCCUCCCCUGGAGCCCUCGGAUUCUUCUCGCCAGUCACCGUUACCCCCACGUUGCUGUUCACGCCACUGGUAGAUCAAUAGUUGCUGCACUCUUAAGGGUAGUAUUUAUUUUAGAUAGGAUCCGGACUUCAAGGUUUAACUCUAAGCUCUUCUCCUUAACAUCUUCACUGUCUUUUAUGCUGGCUUGUACAUUUGAGAGUGUGUGGGGACAUCUUUGCCUGCAUGCAAGCUUGGAAGAAGAACAAAAAGGAAGUGUUGAUCGGACUCGCAACACAAGCAGUGUUUUGCUAAUGCAAGUGGCACUAGUGUUUCCUGUUCAUAGUGGACAUUAAAAGUAGGUUUCUGAUUGA
Rhipicephalus sanguineus (brown dog tick) is the source of this 2193-nucleotide messenger RNA. Its product is annotated as E3 ubiquitin-protein ligase RNF25. Bases 174 to 1112 code for a protein of 312 amino acids. Gene Ontology annotation, biological process: protein ubiquitination. NCBI's taxonomy places the organism in Eukaryota, Metazoa, Arthropoda, Arachnida, Ixodida, Ixodidae. Gene Ontology annotation, molecular function: protein binding; ubiquitin protein ligase activity. The record is from RefSeq and is a predicted model, not a curated record. The transcript is spliced from 7 exons. Gene Ontology annotation, cellular component: nucleus.